GUCGGUUGCUCCGGAAGUAGCCUGAAGAAGAGGCGAGAGUCGGCGGGGGCGGGGGGACCGCUUCCCCCCAAGGCGGUAGCGACCGACAGCGGCCGUCGCGGAGCUGGGAUGGCGGGGCCCGCGGGCACGGGCUGAGCCGGAGGGCGGCCCUCCCGCCCCCCGCCUCCCCUCUUCCGUCCGUCCGUCCUUCGUUCCCCGCUGGAAGCUGGCGGAGCUGGGCCGGGCCGGGGGCGCGGCGGGCCCCGCCGGCGGGAUGAUGCGCUCGCAGUGCCUGCUCGGCCUCCGGGCCUUCCUCGCCUUCGCCGCCAAGCUCUGGAGCUUCCUGCUGUACCUGCUCCGCAGUGCUCUCAGGACUGUGAUCCAGUAUCAAACCGUGCGCUAUGAUAUUCUUCCCCUUUCCAGGGUUUCGCGGGAGCGGCUUAACCAGGUGAAGAGGAAGAUCCUCGUCCUCGACCUGGAUGAGACACUGAUUCAUUCCCAUCACGAUGGGGUCCUGAGGCCCACAGUGAGGCCAGGGACUCCCCCUGACUUUAUUCUGAAGGUCGUCAUAGAUAAGCAUCCCGUCCGCUUUUUUGUACAUAAGAGGCCGCACGUGGACUUUUUUCUAGAAGUGGUGAGCCAGUGGUACGAGCUUGUGGUCUUCACAGCCAGCAUGGAAAUCUAUGGCUCCGCGGUGGCGGAUAAGCUGGAUAACAACAGGAGCAUCCUGAGGCGGAGAUACUACAGGCAGCACUGCACUUUGGAGCUGGGCAGUUACAUCAAAGAUCUUUCAGUGGUCCAUAACGAUCUGUCCAGCAUCGUCAUCUUGGACAAUUCCCCAGGAGCCUACAGGAGCCAUCCAGAUAACGCGAUCCCCAUUAAGUCAUGGUUCAGUGACCCCAGUGACACGGCGCUUCUCAACCUCCUCCCUAUGCUCGAUGCCUUGAGGUUCACAGCGGACGUCCGGUCGGUGCUCAGCCGGAACCUGCAUCAGCAUCGCCUUUGGUGACGGCGGCUCCUCCUUUCUUCAGGGUUUGGCCUCAACCUCUGCCUUAUCCCACCAUCGCGCCCCCCGUGUGCCUUGGUCGCUGGGGUUCUGACAAACGGCUUCAGACGUGGCCAGCCAGCGGGGGACGACGCCCAGGGGAACUGCACUUCGGCCUCCCCCCGCGGCCAUCUGCUGCCCUCUCCACCGCGACCGGCACCCCGGAGACUGGCAGAGACUCAGCCGGGCAAAGAGGGGGAGAGGGCCGUGCUGCUGGCGCGAGACCGGCGGCUGCGGGGGGCAAGAUGCACAAGAAAGGGGGUGACACGAGCCAGCUGCAGAGACCGACACGACAGACCUUUUGAGAGGAGGCUGUGUUUCUCAUGGGAAAGAGCACCCUCCCUCCCCAGCUUUUAUGUUCCUUUCUCUCCCCCUCCCCCAGCCCUUGGAUAAAAGAGGGGGCUGCUUCAUCCAAGAAGGACCUUUCCGAUGACUGGCAAGCCCGGCUUCCUUUUUCAAGGGUCUUGCCCCCCUCCCCCUGCAGUGGAAGCAGGUUGGCCCUUCCGCUGGAAAUUGCGUGGAGGCCCCUCGUUCCAGGAUGUCUUCGUUUUUAUUUUAUUUCUUGGACUUCUGGGGUGGGGAGGGGUCGAAUGAUGAGAUAUUAUAGCCUUGAACUGAGGUGGAAAAAAACCAAAACACCGAAA
This is a messenger RNA of Python bivittatus (Burmese python), 1668 nucleotides long. The record is from RefSeq and is a predicted model, not a curated record. NCBI's taxonomy places the organism in Eukaryota, Metazoa, Chordata, Lepidosauria, Squamata, Pythonidae.